Hippocampus comes (tiger tail seahorse) is the source of this 496-nucleotide messenger RNA. Its product is annotated as gamma-glutamylaminecyclotransferase. The coding region runs from base 38 to 496 and encodes 152 amino acids. The record is from RefSeq and is a predicted model, not a curated record. The transcript has a single exon. Lineage: Eukaryota; Metazoa; Chordata; Actinopteri; Syngnathiformes; Syngnathidae. Gene Ontology annotation, molecular function: gamma-glutamylaminecyclotransferase activity. Gene Ontology annotation, cellular component: cytosol.
UUUUUUUCACCAUUUCAGAAGCGGCCUCGGCCGAAGGAUGGCUCUCGUCUUCGUCUACGGCACUCUGAAGCGCGGGCAGCCGAACCACGCCCUCAUGUUGGACGAGAGCCUCGGAGCCGCGCAGUUGCUGGCCUCCGCCGUGACGACGGAGACGUUCCCGCUGGUGAUCGCCGGCGAGAGAAACGUCCCUUUCCUCCUCAACCUCCCGGGUCGGGGUCGCAGGGUUCACGGCGAGCUCUAUCGAGUGGAUGAGCGCUUGCUCCGUUUCCUGGAUGUCUUUGAAGACACGCCCGCCAUGUAUCAGCGAACUCCGCUGACGCUGACGGUGAAGGAGUGGCUGGGGCGGGCCGACGACGGGCAGAGGACGGCGGCGGGGGGCGUCGCCGAGGCCUUUGUGUACAGCACCACCACGUACCGACCGGACUGGCCCUCGCUGCCCCACCACGACAACUACGACUUUCGUGGCGAUCACGGGCUGGAGUACGUCAGGAAAUAA